AUGAGCUCCACAUGCAGCUACAAACUACAAACAGUGUGGCCCAACGUUAUACUAAUGUCCUUGUAUCAUUAUUUUGCCGUACUAGGACUAUAUUACAUACUUAGCCUAAAUCUAAGAUGGCAAACCUUUUUGUUUCUUUUACUACUAGAACAGGUAGGAGUUCUAGGAACCACUACGGGUGCCCACAGGUUAUGGAGCCACAAAUCCUACAAGGCCAAACUCCCCCUCAGAAUCAUCUUAUGUCUCUUUCAAACUAUAGCUUUCCAAAAUAGCAUCUUCGAGUGGUGCCGUGACCACCGGGCACACCACAAAUUCACAGACACCGACGCCGACCCGCACAACAUCAACAAGGGCUUCUUCUUCGCCCAUAUGGGGUGGCUGAUGGUACGAAAGCACCCAGACGUCAUCAGACUUGGCAAAACCGUGGACAUGAGCGACCUGGAAGCUGACUCGGUCGUACGAUUCCAAAAAAAGUUUUACGGAAUUCUGGCACCAGUUAUGUGCUUUUUGGUGCCAACGGUGGUACCUUGGUACCUUUGGAACGAGAAUUUGUACGUAGCGUUUUGCACAGCUGGGAUGUUUCGUUAUGUACUUAGUCUGCAUUUUACUUGGAUGGUUAACAGUGUAGCUCAUACUUGGGGUACUAGGCCAUACGACAGGUCUAUUAAAGCUUCAGAAAACAAAUUGGUGUCAUCGUUGACUUGGGGCGAAGGUUGGCAUAACUACCAUCAUGUGUUCCCGUGGGACUACAAAGCAGCAGAGCUGGGGACGGUUGAUAAUUGGUCUGUGGUUUUUAUUGAAAUCAUGGCCAAAAUUGGGUGGGCCUAUAAUUUAAGAACUGUCUCAGCUGGAAUGGUACAGGGAAGAAGAGAAAAAACUGGUACUGAUUUCGACUCGUCACACUGGUAA
Messenger RNA from Zophobas morio, 909 nucleotides. Its product is annotated as acyl-CoA Delta-9 desaturase-like. NCBI's taxonomy places the organism in Eukaryota, Metazoa, Arthropoda, Insecta, Coleoptera, Tenebrionidae. Gene Ontology annotation, biological process: unsaturated fatty acid biosynthetic process. The record is from RefSeq and is a predicted model, not a curated record. The transcript has 4 exons. Gene Ontology annotation, cellular component: endoplasmic reticulum membrane. Gene Ontology annotation, molecular function: stearoyl-CoA 9-desaturase activity; iron ion binding. The coding region runs from base 1 to 909 and encodes 302 amino acids.